Meloidogyne enterolobii is the source of this 557-nucleotide messenger RNA. The record is from the annotation of a GenBank genome assembly. NCBI's taxonomy places the organism in Eukaryota, Metazoa, Nematoda, Chromadorea, Rhabditida, Meloidogynidae.
UUUAUAUUGAAGCUUUGGAACAAAGAAUUGAAAAUUGUACAAAAGAAAAUGGGGAAUUAAAAAGACAAAUUGAAAUUUUGGCUGGGGAAAAUAAACAUUUAGUUACACAGCUUAGAAAUAUGCAGAUGACACUUGGAAACACAACAAAGUUGACAGGUCAGAGAGGUACUUGCUUAGCUGUACUUCUUUUAUCUGUUUGUCUUAUUGUUGCACCAAAUGGCAAACAAUUUGGAAUGAAUGGUGUUAAUAGAAAUACUCAGCAGGAAAUGCUUGUUGAUAAGUUUAACCAAAAACCUGGAGAUUUACAUCAUUCAGAAAUUGAAAGUAGAGAAGGUGUUCUCACAAAUUUAGAUCAGGCAAUAGGAAAUAGAGGACAACGUUUUUAUGGUGCUUCUCGAACAUUAAUAGACUUUGUGGCACCCGAACAAAAAUGUAUGGAUGAUAAAAUGUCAGAAUCUUUUGGUUUUACACAGGCAGAUUCUGUUGCUUCUUUUAAGGCUAAUUUUAAAUUUUUGACAAUAAAAAUUAAAAAAAAAUUAAUUUCAGGCCGUAGCUGA